AAUAAGAGACCCUAACCAAGGCGGCAAGGAUAUCACUGAGGAAAUCAUGUCUGGAGCGAGGACCUCGUCCACCCCCACCCCUCCCCAGGCUGGAAGCGGUUUGGAGCCCCAGGCCAACGGAGAGACCCCCCAUGUAGCAGUUAUUGUCCGGCCAGACGACCGCCCCAAGCCCGCGCUCGUGGUGAGCAAGCCCGUGUCCCUGGAGCCCAGCAAGUCGGCGUCGCCGUCGCCUCCCCCGCCCCUCAUUCCCGAGGUGGAGCCCGUGCUGCUCUCGGCCGUGACGCUGGUGCCAAUGGAGCCCCCCGUGGAUGCGGACACUAAGGCGGAGCGGGGCGAGGCGCCGCCCGAGCCGCACAAGACUUUUAGCGCCGUCACUACAGUGCCAGGGGUCGUGGAUGUGCCCCUCGUGCCUGCCCCCGACGUGGACACUGUGGUCCUGGAGGAGGAAGCCGCCAUCCCCCUCCUCGAGCCCGCCCCGGAGGCGCCCGAGCUGCCCGAGGCGCAGCCGGCCCCCAUCGCGGGGCCCGAGGAGCCAGCCCAGCCGGACAUCCCCGGCUCGCCGCCGGCGGAGGAGGAGGAGGAGGAGGAGGAGAGCGAAGGCCCUGCUGAGGCCCAGGAGCGGAGUUCGAGCCCGGCCCCUCCCCCUUCACAGACCUCGGAGGCGACCGCGCCAGGUUGGGACGUGCGGAGCCGUGGGGAGGGGGAGCGUGGGGGGUCCCACGGGGGUGUUUUGGGGUGA
Messenger RNA from Tinamus guttatus (white-throated tinamou), 739 nucleotides. The record is from RefSeq and is a predicted model, not a curated record. Lineage: Eukaryota; Metazoa; Chordata; Aves; Tinamiformes; Tinamidae.